ACGACGCGCCCAUCGUUCGGACGUGUUUGUGAGAGAAAAAAAGAAGACUGGGUCUUGGCCGGAUCGUUUACUAAUUUAAAUUCUAAUCACUAAACAGCAUGAAGUGCUUGCUAGUAUUCGGACUGAUUGUGGCCGUAUUCGGUGCCUUUGUUGGCUACGGAUAUUUGCUAUUUACUGAUUUUACACGGCCACUGCCAAAGCCCGAGUUCAAUGAUAAUACCUAUUGGGGAACCGGCGAUGGCGACAACUAUAUAGCCGAUGAGGAGAUCUAUGAAUUUAAAUUGCAAGUGCCAAGUGAGGAUAUCGAGGAUUUGCGUAAACAAUUGAAUCGCACACUUCGUCUAACCGAACCUUUGGAUGGCAUUGCCUUUGAAUAUGGCUUUAAUACCUAUGCCCUGCAACAGUUUGCGGACUAUUGGCGUGACAAGUAUCUAACAGUUUGGGAUGAGCGUGAGGAGUAUCUCAAUUCAUUGAAACAGUUUACAACCGAGAUACAAGGACUAAAUAUACAUUUCAUACACGAACAUGCCAAAGAGGAGGCAAAGGCCAGAAAGCAUGUCUAUCCAUUGCUUCUUCUUCAUGGCUGGCCGGGAUCGGUGAGAGAGUUUUAUGAUUUUAUUCCCAUGUUGGGCAAGGAUCAGAAUGUCUCGGACUAUGCUUUCGAUGUGGUUGCCCCUUCACUGGUGGGCUUUGGCUUCUCCGAUGCUGCAACUCGUCCUGGUUUCAAUGCUGCCGAAAUGGCCACAGUAAUGAGGAAUUUAAUGUUGCGUCUGGGCUAUAAGGAAUUCUUUGUUCAGGGUGGUGAUUGGGGCAGCAUUAUUGGCAGCAAUCUGGCCACACUAUAUCCGGAAAAUGUGUUGGGUUAUCAUUCCAAUAUGUGUGUGCUGCAUACUCCUUUGGCUUUCCUCAAGGGCAUCUAUGCCAGUUAUUUCCCCGAAAAGGUUUUACCCUCUCGCUUCUUCAUCGAUCAUCAUUUCCCACUGUGGGAAAAGUAUGAGGGACUGCUCAAGGAGAGCGGUUACUUCCACAUACAGGCCACCAAACCGGAUACCAUUGGCGCUGCCCUAACAUCUAGUCCUGUGGCCCUGGCCACUUAUAUAUUGGAAAAGUUCCAGACCUGCGCUGGACCGGGUUUGGCCCAAGAUUUUGGAGCCAUUACCACAGUCUAUGGCCUGGAGGCUGUUUUGGAUAAUUUGAUGAUCUACUAUUUGAGUAAUUCAGCAACCACGGCAGCUCGUUUCUAUGCCGAGAAUGUGUCCAAGGAGUACAGAGCAUUGCAAUUGGAUCGCGUUCAAUCGCCUGUUCCCAUGGGUUGUGCUCGCUUCCGUAACGAUUUGCCUGCGGCUUUCGAUUGGCAGCUGCGGGACAAGUUCCCCAAUCUGAAGCAUAGCAUGUAUUUCCAACAGGGUGGUCACUUUGCCGCCAUGGAGAUGCCUUCCAUGUUGUAUAAUGAUUUCACAACCUUUGUACGCAAACUCGCUUUGCAUGGUGAGACUUUUUAGGCCAAAUUUAAUUGAUGUUUCCAUGUACAUACCCACCAUAUUAUAUUUAGUUAGAAACCUCCAUCAAAGCGUAAAAUGUUUUGUUAGUCAACUGCCUCAUUUUCUAUUUUGUUUUAGAAAUAUUUUGUUAUACCUAUAAAUUUAAAAGAAAAUGUAAGAAAAACGACAAUCAAAUACAAUUUAAAUAACUAAAAAUAAUCAA
Messenger RNA from Drosophila willistoni, 1704 nucleotides. It is a transcript of the gene Jheh3, whose product is annotated as juvenile hormone epoxide hydrolase 1. The transcript has 3 exons. The record is from RefSeq and is a predicted model, not a curated record. Bases 99 to 1502 code for a protein of 467 amino acids. NCBI's taxonomy places the organism in Eukaryota, Metazoa, Arthropoda, Insecta, Diptera, Drosophilidae. Gene Ontology annotation, biological process: epoxide metabolic process. Gene Ontology annotation, molecular function: epoxide hydrolase activity.